This is a messenger RNA of Prorocentrum cordatum, 1107 nucleotides long. NCBI's taxonomy places the organism in Eukaryota, Dinophyceae, Prorocentrales, Prorocentraceae. The record is from the annotation of a GenBank genome assembly.
AUGGCGCCCGCGGCCCGCUCCGGGCUGCAGCGCGCGGGCCAGAGCGUGCUCGGCCCCGCGGCGCACGCGGGCGCGGAUGACCCGCCCCCCAGGCCGCCGUCCGUGGGCCAGACGGGCCGCCUGUACUGCUCCGCCUCUGCCCCGUCGCUCGCCCCGAACUUCAUGCCCACGUCGAACGUGUCGGGGCUGACGCAGGUCCGGGUGUCCAAGCCGAGGACGAUUGUGUCGGACGACCCGAAGAGCAUCUGGACCGACAGCCUCACGCACCUCCCCAAGGGCCAGCAGUGGCCCGCCCACGCCGUGCCGCUGUUCGCCUUCACGGGCGAGGGGAGGCCGUGCCCGGCCUACAGGGAAGAGAUCAACUUCACCAUCACCGAGGAGCUCUACUGCACCUUUGUGCUGAAGUUCCGCAGCGGCAUAGGCGACCACUACGGCGGGGGCUCCAUAGGUCUGGUGCACCUCCCCGACAGGCAGGAGGCGACGCCUGGCUCACGGGGGCAGCUCGUCAUGGUCACGAACAUGAACGUGAACCCAGACACCUCUGUGACGAUCACGUGCGUCGGGGACCUCGACUUCACGGUCCUCAGCUGCUGGAUGCCCAGGGGGCUGCUCGGGCUGCAGCUGGCCACGGUCCAGGUAGACCAGAUCAACGUCGAGCUUCAGCCGCUGAUCGAGACGUUCGAGUUGACGGACGAUCUGGGCUUGUUUGGACGCCUGGUGCGGUCUCGUGAGGGUUUGGCACAAACUCUGUCCAGCCGCGGACCGUACACCGUGUUCGCGCCGACCGACGAGGCCCUGCUGGCGCUCGUCGCGGGCGCGCCCGACCCGGUGCAGGCGCUGCUUGAGCACCCCGACCUGGAAGCGAUCUUGCGGUGUCACGUCUGCCAAGGCAAAGUGCCCGUGGCGGCCAUGUACAGCAACCGCAUGUUCCAGAGCAUCGACGGUUCGCUGAUGACGAUGUCGUUCAAGGUGUGGCCGCGAGGCGAGCCGUCCAUCAACGGCGUGCCCAUCUCGCAGCUCGACACGUUCGCGUCGAACGGGGUGGUGCACAGCAUCGUGGCGGUCCUUGCGCCGAAGCCGCAGCCUGCCGCCAGGCCCUACCGCUGA